AAAAAUUGUAGAUUGAUCGCGCAGAUUGAUUAGGCGGAAAUAUAACACUAUGGUACAAAAGCCUAUUUUCUUUGAACAAGUUAAGUCAUGCAUCCUAAGCUUUCAUAAUGCUAAUGACAAGAGUGUCACAGACGAAACGCAUUUUUUACAAAGUUUAUGUGAAGCUGUAGAAUCUGUCCUACGCAUGGGACUAAAGUGUAGUCAUCGCCUAAUAAAGCGAAAGGAUUAUUGGAACUGGAUGAAAAGCAUUCCACGCAUGUGCGAAAAAUGGGAAAUAUUUGUUCACCCAAGUUACUUGCAGGCAAUUAAUCACGUUCACAAGUGCCGUAGUGUCACCACUGCUCAAGGACGUGGGCGUCUCCUUAUUCGUAUGUUAUUGAGUUCCGGAACUUUGGAUUUCCCAUUUAAGUUACUGCUAAAUAACAUGCAUUUAUCAGCUCCAUUCUAUGAGGAGUCUGAAUCAGUUAUGGGGAACGAUAUUCUUAUUCAAAUAUUUUCUUCUCUUGUCAGUGAGGUUUGUCGGAUUCCUUUUAAUUUGAAUGUGGAUAAUACGGAAUUCCUUGAUGAAACAUGGUGUCUUCCAACAUUUAAGACGUUUACAUUCGUUCCAUGCAAAAUGCUUGGUGCUCGUGUCGAAACGGUAGAUGGCCAUUAUUUAGUUACAGAAGUAGAUCCUACUGGAGUUGUUGCAGAAGAUCAUCAGAUAACUGUUGGUGAUAUUCUAUCUACCAUGUAUGGUUGUACAUUACACAAUUCUGGGCUCUUUUUAAAUAAUCUUCGAUCUCUUUAUGAUGGCCAACCCAUUCCAGUUGGUGUUACGAAAGCUUUGAUGCCUGACGGGCGUAUAUAUCCCCGUUUGAGAUCUCUUUUAGAACAAUAUGGUUAUUUCAAUUUGAUUGCAGAUCUCGAAAGAUCAGGACCAGUUCAUAUUAUUGACAAUUCGAAGUUUCUUGAUCAGGAACCUUGGUAUCAUUUUCGAUAUAUUGGACAAUGUGAAGUGGGUUCAAGUGGUGGAGUUAAUUUGAUAAAUCAGUCUAUUGUUUCUGUUUUAAGUAAUUUUAAAAAAUCAGAUGAGCAAUGUCCUGUGCACAUUGAAUUGGGUGAACUGGGAGUGAUUGUAUGGCAGUUACAGCGGAAAGAUAAUAAAGUUUGUCGUAGUGAAGAACCUCUUCUACGUCAUUCCUAUCCACAAAUAUCUUCAUGCGGUCGAAGAACCGAUGGAACCAAUUAUUUUGCAUAUAUAGCCGGUGAGGAAUCAUGCACUACAGCUAGUCAUUUUACGUGUUAUGUAUUUGAAUCAACGGAUAAAGAAGAAGCUAGAAGAAUUAUAUCCGGUUUAUCAAUGGGCUUUGAUAGAACACAUUGGACUUUAUAAUUAUUAAAGACAACAUAAUGUAAGAGCAUUUUUAAAUAAUGAAUCUAUUUUCUAGCGAAAAUUCAUUCAAUACUUGUGAUCAUUUUUUUCUUAUAAACAUUCCAAACAAUGUGGCAUAAUUUUCAUAUUCUGGUUUAAUGGAUUUCAUUUUGGGUGAUUUAUUUCAUUUCUGUUAAUUAUGUGAUACAUUUUUGUGUUUCUGUUUAGUUAGUUGGUUUUUUUUCUCUCGAAAAUUUACUUCAUUUAACUCUGUUUUACAUUCAAGUAAAUAUCAAUGGAUAUAUUAGAAGAUUAUUAAGCGAUAUCUUUCAUUGUUUUUUCUUCCAUUCUCCUACUUAUUUCCCAUGUAUUUUCGAAGUAAACUCCAAAUGCUCAUUCGAUUUAUACUUUUUUUGUGGUCUCUUUGUUUAUAGUGAAUUAUUUUUUGCUAUGUAUGUUUGUCUUUAUGUGCGGUUUUGUUUCUUAAAUUAAUUACCACCGACUAUAUUGAUUUUAUGACGUAGAACAUGUAUUGUUCAUUGCAUUGUCAAGUUAUCUGUGCAUUUUGUAAUAUACACUUUUUUGAGUUAUAUAUAUGUGUACCCAUGGUGGUAGUAUUGUUGUGUUUUCAUGUCUGUUUGUUGUCCUUGAAAUCACCUUUGACCUGAAUAUUGAACUUAAUUUCUUUAUGGGGAAGUUCAAUAGUUACCCAAUACGUAAAUUCUUAUCUAGAUUUUAUUUGAAACAAAAUUAAAGUUUUUGUUUUAAUA
This is a messenger RNA of Schistosoma margrebowiei, 2124 nucleotides long. The record is from the annotation of a GenBank genome assembly. NCBI's taxonomy places the organism in Eukaryota, Metazoa, Platyhelminthes, Trematoda, Strigeidida, Schistosomatidae.